CAGAAUUCUAUUCCUAUCACGUCUUUCGUGUAUUUUUUUUUACUUUGGAUUUCUCAUUACUUACCACUCCGUUGCAAACACCAUACAUCUUAUUUUGGAUCUGUUUGCAAAUUGUUUCAAACCCGUUUAAGAUCGUUUUUGGUUUUCCUCUGUGCUAAAGCCUCACCCACUUUUUUUCCCCCUUUAUACAAAAGGAUAACGGAAUACCAACAACCCCUUAACCCACCCCUCUUCAGGGAAAAAAAUAAAAAUAAAAAUAAAAUAAACCCUAACAGCACCCUCAUACACACACAGAGUACCCCCACUUAGAUAGUCCAGGUUUCAUGUCUCAGUAUAAGAAAUCCACCCCUAACGGGAUUGGUGCUGAAAGACCCAGCACACCAGGGAAAUCUCAAAUUGGAGCGUCUUCUCUUAGGAAACUUCUUUCUUCGCAUUCUUCGAUUUAUAACGCGUUAAAUAACCCUGAUCUUGAUGGUCCAGUGAGCACUUCUCCUGAUCUUAUUGGUAGUCCGCGGUUUCUGCCUGAUCUACAAUUUUCGAUGACUUCGUGGCAACUGAUUGGUGAUCGGAAUCAGGCAACUAAUAGGUCUGGAUCUCCGUCUGUCACGGCUGCUAAAAGACCUACAACCGCCUCCAUUCUACUGUCGGUGUCUAGUGAAGACAGUCGUAUUGAACCAGAUGAUAAUUGUGAUUCCACCAUUGUUAUUCCAUAUCCUAAAAAGGUGAUGGUUUUUGAAACUGAUGAAGAAGAAGAUGACGAUGAAACUUUGGGAGGUCCUGUUCACAAAAAAAUCUCCCCCAUAGUUCCAAUUUCUCCUUCUAUCCCUAAUUUCAAAUUGAAUCAAGAUUCAUUUGUUAUGCCAAGAAUGACUGUUUCAGAUAAUUAUACCGUGAAAAUGCGUAAGCAUUCAAGGCUGCAAAAAAAUUCUAUUCGCGAGAAUGAAAAGCAAACAAGUUUCUUGAAAAUUGUUGUUUUAAGCUCAUCAGCAUAUGAGGUUGAAACGGUUCAAUUGGUUGAUAAUCUCCGUAAAAAUGUAGCUUCAUAUUCCCAUAGACUUUGUUUCAGUCAAAUUUCAUUGCAAAAAUCACCCCUUGAUGUGGAUGAUGAAGAACAUAUCAGGGAUUCAAACUUGAUUUUCUUGGUUAAUGAUGGGUCUUUUGUGCUUGUAGAUUGUUUGUCCAAAAUAUUCCCCCCUGGAGACAAUGAAACAUCUAGCUCAUUGGAUGAUUUACUCCCAAAAUUAACCAUCAUUAAUAUGAUUACAGUUAAUUAUUUUGUCAAUUUAUUUGAACUUAUAAAUAGCGUACAGCCAUAUCAAAUUUGGAAAAUCUCAUCUUUAUCGAACGAAUUACUCAACAAAAAUAUCAAGGAGUUUGUUGAACUUGAACUAAAUGGACCCGAAAAUGGUAAAGAUUCUGAACAAAGCUCUUUAAGUCUUACAUUCUUAAACUCUUCAAGAAGUAGGACAGUCUAUUCAAGCCUUAUAUCUUCAAAACGACCAGACUAUAAACGAAUUGAAAAGAAAUUCAAGACUGAACUUCAAUUAUCUGCAUCCAAUCUCAAUGAUGUUGACCCAUUGUCAAUUUCAGCAAAAUGUAACUAUGUAAACAUUGUUACAUCUCUUGUUAAUAGUAUUUCUCCCGUUAAUAACGGUGUUGUUAGCGGGAAGGUUUGGAUUUUAUGUAGCUUUGCACUUGGUGUUGGGUUGGGAAUAAGCAUUGCUAAUGGAGCUGCUACGAUAAUUGGAUUAUCGGUGUGCAACACUCUUUCGUCCCCUUGGAUACUUGUACAACCAAAGCAACCUGAACAACUUCUCCCUAUGAGAGUUGGUUCUGUCUCUGGUAUUUCCUCGAGUCCUAUAAUCGACUCAAUCAAGACUCUUGGUGAUAACAUAUAUAUUUCUUCAACUGAGGUAUUGCGGAAUUUUGCAGCCGUGGUGAGCGACACGGCUUUGCCCGCAAGUUUAACAGAUUUGCACAAUUUAUUUACCUUAUCCACAGAGUACCUUCGCUCAUUUAACUACACUAUUCUUGAAUGUGUAAGUGGGGGACUAGAAAAAGUCGUGGGUCUUAUCACGUACAUCAACUUUUAAAUUAGUGCUAGAAGUUUGAUAAGAAAAAAAUGAAAUUGAAAAAUUGGCUUUUCUUUUUUAUUUUCUGAGCAGUGAAAUUCUGCUUCGUUUUUUGUUUGUGCAUGGUUUUAUGGGUCGGUCGGUUGCUCCUAUUGAGUAAACUAGGAAGUUCAAGGUUUGGGUAUUAUAUUGAACUGAUUUAUAUAGUUGUUAAUAGUUUCCUAAAUAAAAAAAAUAAAAAAAUAACGACA
Molecule: messenger RNA, 2323 nt
Organism: [Candida] anglica
Lineage: Eukaryota; Fungi; Ascomycota; Pichiomycetes; Serinales; Debaryomycetaceae
Source: the annotation of a GenBank genome assembly